CGGCUUUUUCAGCGUAUUUUCAUCGACUUUCUCGGACCUUACCCACGUUCAAGAAGUGGAAAUAUCGGGAUUUUCAUUGUUCUCGAUCAUUUUUCGAAGUUUGUAUUCCUCAAACCGGUAAAGAAGAUAAACGCAAGCGUUGUAAUAAAGUAUCUUGAGGGGGAGCUAUUCAUGACAUUCGGAGUCCCCGAAACCAUUGUGUCAGACAACGGAUCCCAGUUUCGCUCCGAAGCGUUUCAGAAGCUGAUGAAGCAGUACGAAAUCUCACACAUUCUAACAGCUGUUCAUUCACCGCAAGCCAACGCUUCUGAACGCGUGAAUCGUUCAGUCAUUUCAGGGAUUAGAGCAUACUUAAGACCAGAUCAGAAGGACUGGGACGAGUACCUUAACAAGAUAUGUUGUGCUUUAAGAUCUUCAAUCCAUUCAAGUAUAGGGACCACACCAUACUAUAUGGCGUUUGGCCAACAUAUGGUUACUGCUGGUUCGACUUACGCAUUGUUGAGGAGGUUGAAUAUGCUAGAUGACCGAUCUCUCAUGUUUAAUCGACAAGAUUCGUUCGAAAUAAUUCGUGAGGAAGCUGGAAAGCAAAUGCAAAAAGCUCACGACAUGAACGAAAAAAGGUAUAACUUACGCUCAAGAGAGGUAUCGUUUGUACAGGGUCAAGAGGUAUUUCGCCGCAAUUUCAAGCAGAGUUGCUUCCAAACGGGCUACAACGCCAAGUUUGGACCGUCAUUUGUAAAAGCCCGUAUUAGGAGGAAAAUAGGUAACUCUUACUAUGAGCUUGAAGACUUACAAGGUCGAUUACUAGGCAAUUAUCACGCCAAGGAUAUUCGACAAUAAAGUCACUCCAGGCGUUAUCAGUCUAGGGUAUCUAGAACUAAAUACCCUAGUCUGA
Drosophila takahashii is the source of this 895-nucleotide messenger RNA. Lineage: Eukaryota; Metazoa; Arthropoda; Insecta; Diptera; Drosophilidae. The record is from RefSeq and is a predicted model, not a curated record.